Molecule: messenger RNA, 1107 nt
Organism: Macrosteles quadrilineatus (aster leafhopper)
Lineage: Eukaryota; Metazoa; Arthropoda; Insecta; Hemiptera; Cicadellidae
Gene: epsilonCOP
Product: coatomer subunit epsilon
Exons: 6
Coding region: 101-1012 (303 amino acids)
Biological process (GO): endoplasmic reticulum to Golgi vesicle-mediated transport; retrograde vesicle-mediated transport, Golgi to endoplasmic reticulum; intra-Golgi vesicle-mediated transport
Cellular component (GO): COPI vesicle coat
Molecular function (GO): protein binding; structural molecule activity
Source: RefSeq, a predicted model, not a curated record
AAACUCGUCUCAAACAUUGGAAUUUUGGAUUGGAAACAACUCGUCGUCUUACAGGUUAGGUCAGCGUCCAAGUGUUAUAAUUUGAUUGACCAAAUCUAUAAUGGCAAAUUCUCGUCAGCAACCUGCUAUUGACGAGUUAUUUGAUAUAAAAAACAGUUUUUAUACUGGGGCAUUUCAACAAACGAUCAAUGAAGCACAGAAAAUUAAGCCAUCGACAUCUGAACUACAGAUGCAAAGAGAUAUUUUCCUGUACCGAGCAUACAUAGCUCAACGAAAAUAUCGCAUUGUUCUCGAUGAAAUCCAUGGGACAUCUCCAGCAGAACUUCGUCCAUUGAGACUCUUGGCAGAUUAUCUUGCCAACCCUAACAAGCGAGAAGCAUUGUUGGAUUCUGUGAAGGACCAGUUGAGUGGCAGUGCAGAUCUUUCCAACCAUACGUUUGUUAUUGUUGCUGCGACUCUAUUUUGUUAUGACGCUAACUACGAAGCUGCUCUCAGAGUUCUGCAUCAGGAGGAUAGUUUGGAAAGCUCUGCUAUGAACAUCCAGAUAUUUCUUCAAAUGGAUAGGGUUGACCUAGCCCGAAAGGAAUUGAAGAGCAUGCAAGAGAAAGAUGAAGAUUCAACGCUGACACAGUUAGCUCAAGCGUGGGUGAACAAUGCCAUGGGAGGUGAGAAAUUGCAAGAUGCUUUCUACAUAUACCAGGAGUUGAUAGACAAAUAUGGCAGCACUCCCAUGUUGCUUAAUGGCCAGGCUGUGAGUCUCAUAGGUCAAGGGAAGUAUGAGGAAGCUGAGGCAGCGCUGCAGGAAGUCAUGGACAAGGACAGCAACAAUCCUGAUACUCUUGUAAACAUGAUUGUACUCACACGCCAUCUGUCAAGACCCAGUGAGGUCUGUAACCGAUAUCUCGCCCAGAUGAAGGAUUCCUAUGGUGACCAUCAAUUUGUGAAAGAUUAUCAUCUCAAAGAAACUGAAUUUGAGAGGUUAGCCCAACAAUAUAGCAAGGUUGUUUCAUGAUCCUCCUGAUAUGUUUUGUUUCAACAGUCCUCUCUGAUGCUUAAUAUAUUUUACUUACCAUUUUGAUUAAAAUUAUAUUAUAACCAAGUACUGUA